GUUUGUUUUUCUUUUGAAAAAGCAUUUCCGGAAAGUAGUAAUUUGAUCUCGUCAUGCUGCAACGCUGUCUGCUACCUGCGACGGCAAAACAUGGAAGCCUUGUUGAAAAAGGAGCUCGCAACUUCCACGCUGAAAGCCACUGGCCACUCGGGAGGGGGAUGUAUCAGCGAAGGGCAGAGCUACUGUACUGACAACGGAAUGGUGUUUGUGAAGAUAAACCAUAAGAGUCAGGCAAGGCUGAUGUUCGAUGGCGAAAUGGCCAGCCUGGAAGCCAUCUUACAGACUGCCACUGUGAAGGUGCCGAAACCAGUGAAGGUGCUAGACAUGGAGCGCGGGGGUGCAGUGUUCGUCAUGGAGCACCUUGAUAUGGGGAGCCUGAACAGGCACUCUGCAAAGUUGGGCGAGCAGCUGGCUGACUUACACUUCCACAACCAGAGACUGAGAGAGAGACAGGACAGGGAACGGCAGACCAUCGGCAGAGGAGCAGGCCAGUCUGAUGCGACCUUCAUCGACAAGUUUGGGUUCCACACCGUAACCUGCUGUGGUUACCUGCCACAGGUAAACGAUUGGCAGAGCGACUGGGUGUCGUUCUACUGUCAGCAAAGACUUCAGCACCAGCUUAGCUUGGUGGAGAAGACGUGCGGGGACCGGGAGGCCCGAGAGCUGUGGUCUCGACUCCAGCUGAAGAUCCCGCAGCUCUUCACAGGUUUAGAGGUUGUCCCAGCCCUGCUGCACGGUGACCUAUGGGGGGGCAACGUGGCAGAGUGUGCGGAUGGCCCCGUCAUAUUUGACCCCGCCUCCUUUUACGGCCACGCGGAGUUCGAGUUGGCCAUUGCCGGCAUGUUCGGUGGCUUCAGCAGCUCCUUCUACUCCGCCUACCACAAGAAGAUACCCAAGGCACCCGGGUUCGAGAACAGGCACCAGCUCUACCAGCUUUUCCAUUACCUUAACCAUUGGAACCACUUUGGUGGUGGCUACAAGGGCUCAUCCCUGCGCAUCAUGAAAGACCUUGCAAAGUAACCCAUUCAUCUGCCUGAAAGACCCCACCUCUCAUCCAGCAUUUUUCGAGCUGAACGCAAAGCUUUUGAAAUUCCACUGUGCUGUUUAUUUUCAGGUGUGUGAUAAUUGCAUGACAGUCAUUGAUUCUAUUACUCACACCGAAUACAAGUGGAAAACUGAAAGCAAUGUUCUGGACAAACUGUCUGCAGGAACACACUGUAACAGCCCACUUUCUGUUUUGAGAGAAGGACUAUUCAAUUAAUGCAGUAUAAUUUUCAGGUAUUAUAUAACUGCAAAGUGUCUGUACUGAGAUAUUAAUACCCAUUUGUACUGAUUAUAUAACUGUUUUGACAAUGUAUGGCAUCCAGUUAGUACUGCACUUAAUUAAUUUACUGGAUGCCUUACCAUUGGCCCAGCAAAAGUCAAUGUAUUUUACCUUAACAUGAGCUGUAAUAGUCCUUUGAAGAGUACAGCUAGAAUUAGAAUCAGGUCCCUAGUGUUCCUGCGUUUAAGUCUUCUACACUGAGGUCCAGACUGCUUAUCUACUUAACAAAAAGAAAUUCUAGCACAUGCUAAUGAUUAUGUAAAAAGGUUUACAAUAGGACUCACCCUAAGACUUUGUACUGCGAGUUGUUGGGGUGGUCAGGUCGAUGGAUGGUUUCAAUAGAAUAAUAUUUUAUCUGGCUGUUCGCAGAGUGCUAAAAAACAAGUCUUAGAAGCUAAAAUUAAGUGUGGAAUAAUAAAAUAACAUUUAUCGUUCCACAAAGCAUUAAGUAGCAUUUAAAAUGAACUUAUAACAAA
Messenger RNA from Paramormyrops kingsleyae, 1800 nucleotides. RefSeq names its product fructosamine 3 kinase related protein (gene fn3krp). NCBI's taxonomy places the organism in Eukaryota, Metazoa, Chordata, Actinopteri, Osteoglossiformes, Mormyridae. The record is from RefSeq and is a predicted model, not a curated record.